GAGGAACCCACCUUGCUUUGCUCUCUUUGGUUUUUGUCUCGCAUAAGAUGUCUUACGCCCUCCAACUCUCAAUCCCUGCGAGAGCUUUGGAGUCUUCGAAAAAUAGUAAUAGAAAGAGAGCAAGACCAUGCCAUCUUCAAAUUCUUUCUUCUUUCUCUCAGCCCAAUAUUCCAGAAAAAGAAGAGGCUGACUUGGGGAGAAUUCAAGACCAAUCGCACGUGAUUUUGGUGGAGAGAUAUGGCAAUGGGACUGCCAAAAGGUUCAUCUUAGACGAUGAAUGUAAAGUGCAAACCUUACAUGUGAAACAUGAUUCUGUUGAUAAUCGAUUGCAAGGCUCACAUUUCUCAGACACAACUUUGUCCUUCCUUCCGAAUGUUGUUAAGGAUUUCAUUUUACCUGCAGGCUUCCCAGGAACAGUUUCAGAUGAUUACCUUCAGUACAUGCUGCUACAGUUUCCUACCAAUGUUACUGCUUGGAUCUGUCAAGCAUUAGUCACAUCAAGUCUCCUAAAGGCUGUAGGCAUUGAUUCUUUCUCUGGAACUACUGCUGCGAUUUCUGCUGCCACUAUCAAAUGGGUCUCCAAGGAUGGCAUUGGAGCUGUUGGCCGCUUAUUCAUUGGUGGGCGCUUUGGAAAUCUUUUUGAUGAUGACCCAAAACAAUGGCGUAUGUAUGCAGAUUUCAUUGGCAGUGCAGGAAGCAUAUUUGAUCUAACUACUCAAGUUUAUCCUGCAUAUUUCCUGCCUUUGGCAUCUCUUGGGAAUCUUGCCAAGGCUGUAGCGAGAGGACUGAAAGAUCCUUCAUUCCGUGUGAUUCAAAACCAUUUUGCAAUUGCAGGAAAUCUGGGGGAGGUAGCAGCAAAGGAGGAAGUUUGGGAAGUAUCUGCUCAGCUGCUUGGCCUUGCUUUGGGCAUACUGAUCCUGGAUACACCUGAGCUUGUAAGAUCAUAUCCAGUUUUGGCAUUGACAUGGUUGAGCAUGCGACUUCUGCACCUUUGGUUACGUUAUCAGUCACUUUCAGUUCUACAAUUUAACUCUAUAAAUCUUAAGCGCGCUCGUAUACUGGUAAAAUCGCAUGUUUCAUACUCGACUGUUUCAGGUUUUGAUGAUUGUAACAAGGAAGAAAAUAUAUUAUUAUGGGAAAAGUUCAUGAAGCCACGAAUUAUUUUUGGUGUGCCCUUGGAGGAGAUGGUUGGUGGUGAGAAAUUUGUUUUUGAGUUGAAGACACUUUUGAGAAUAUAUUCAAAGGAGAAAUAUAUUUUAAUUGUGAACCUACUGGCAAGAGAUUUUGAGGUCUUCAUAUCAUUCAAGGUGGAGGCUACUAGCAUGUCAGUUUUGCGAAGUGUGUGGCAGACGUAUUGGCUAUAUGAAAAGUUUGAAAGCUCAGAUAAUCUCUUCGACCAGCUUUCACACAGCUUAUCGGAGAUGGAAGAAAGGUUUGACAAUUUUAUACAUCAGUUGGAGAAAGCCGGAUGGGAUACUCGUCAAAUAAAUCUGAAAGUCCCCACAGAAAUCUCCAUUGAUGAGUCGAGUUAAUGAUCAAAAUAAUCAGAGAAUCGGAUUUGUAUUUAUCCUGAGUGCAUGCCUGCCUGCAGGUUUCCUGCUGCCAACCAAACUAUACUUCCUAGUUUCGCCCCUAUACAAUGAAGCUAAGUAUUCUGACGAAUGAAACGACACUUCGAUCGAAAUUCCAUCUCAUUGUUUUGGAUCGAAUAACACCUCUAAUCGAGCUUCAGAUGAUGAGAUUCAGUGAACAUGUAUGCAUCAAAAUUUCGGGUUGUUAAAUUUGUUCUUUUUCAUAGUAUAGAAAUCAUAUGCUUAAAAAGCCACCUGAAAUGUAAGUUGAACUGGCGCUUCAUUUUUCAUUACUGAGUUUUGUGUCCAACUUACCAAAAUUAUGAACGAUUUAUGGAACAAGGCCGUUUAAUAUUGAACAACUCAUGAAACGAGCGUUCUUUCUUGGCUA
Mangifera indica (mango) is the source of this 1962-nucleotide messenger RNA. RefSeq names its product protein root UVB sensitive 5-like. The record is from RefSeq and is a predicted model, not a curated record. The transcript is spliced from 15 exons. The coding region runs from base 48 to 1532 and encodes 494 amino acids. NCBI's taxonomy places the organism in Eukaryota, Viridiplantae, Streptophyta, Magnoliopsida, Sapindales, Anacardiaceae.